AUGCCCCUCAUCAAAGUCAACAUUGCAAGCUCUUGCCAUGAUUCCAAUGGUGUGCAGGACAUGUGUGUUGCUGGCGCCUUCCAGAACUUCACUACUCAGCUUCUGAAUUAUAAAGAAGGCAGUGGUGAUCGUCGACAUAACAUGACUGAGGCCUUGUUAUUCUUGUCUCACUUCAUGGGCGAUAUUCAUCAGCCAAUGCGUGUUGGAUUCACUAGUGACGAAGGAGGAAACACUGUAGAUCUCCGCUGGUUCAGGCACAAAUCCAAUCUCCACCAUGUGUGGGACAAAGAGAUCAUUGCCACUGCUUUAAAAGAUUAUUAUCAAAAAGAUUUGAACCUCCUCUUGGAAGACAUAGAGGGGAGCUACACAGAUGGUAUCUGGUCAGAUGAUGUUCAAUCUUGGAGUCACUGCGAAGAUCUCUCUAGCUGUGUAAAUAGCUGGGCAAAAGAGAGUAUACAAAUAGCUUGCAAAUGGGGUUACAAAGGGGUUGAAUCUGGUUUGACUCCAGCAGAUGAUUACUUCAACUCGAGAAUGCCUUUGGUGAUGAAGUGA
Neltuma alba is the source of this 552-nucleotide messenger RNA. Its product is annotated as endonuclease 1-like. Gene Ontology annotation, biological process: DNA catabolic process. The record is from RefSeq and is a predicted model, not a curated record. The transcript is spliced from 8 exons. Gene Ontology annotation, molecular function: endonuclease activity; nucleic acid binding. Bases 1 to 552 code for a protein of 183 amino acids. NCBI's taxonomy places the organism in Eukaryota, Viridiplantae, Streptophyta, Magnoliopsida, Fabales, Fabaceae.